AUGGGCAGGCACCCCGGACAAGCCGACGAGCACCUUGUACUUGAGAGCUCCGGCGGACGCCCUGGACUGGCGCCGCCAGCGCUUCCAGACCUGGAAGAAGGGUGUCCCGAUCGGAACCGGACCGCGCAGAAAGUCCUCCAGAUCGUGGCGAGAGUUGAACUUGACGAGGAAGUCCUCCGGCGCAUAGCAACUGAUGGAGAACGCGAUCGUGACCGUGGGGCGGCUGCCACCGACCAGGGCCACAAGCGCCAGAGACGCGAGAGAGCGUCAUCGGCACGCCUUGACCCGGUGCUGCGUGCUGUGGCAGUGGAAGUAGCGCUACCGGAAGGAGCGGUCUGCCUUGACGUGGCCUCCGUCGAGGCAGUUGAAGCAGAACCCCACACAAGAGCCGGCAGCACCGGGCGGCGUGGCUUGGGCGGCGCGCGCCUACGCCAGCGACGGCGGCUCUGGACGAGAGUGAAGCCAUCCUUUUCGAUAGGGGUGGCAGCGGCGACCCCCCACCUGGGGAACUUGGGGACGACAUCCUAG
This is a messenger RNA of Miscanthus lutarioriparius, 528 nucleotides long. Lineage: Eukaryota; Viridiplantae; Streptophyta; Magnoliopsida; Poales; Poaceae. The record is from the annotation of a GenBank genome assembly.